AUGGGUAGAAUGGGUAUGGGGGAGAAGUGGAACGAUUGGAUCAAAUUUUGUGUAUCGACAGCCAAAUUCUCUAUAAUUGUGAAUGGAAGUCCAAAAGGAUUUUUUGAAAUCUCAAGGGGGAUUAGGCAGGGUGAUCCUUUGUCCUCAUUCUUGUUCGUCAUUAUUAUGGAAGCUUUUUCAAGAAUGAUAGUUUUUGCUGAGAAUUCUAACCUCAUUAGAGGUGUGGAUUGUGGGGUGAAGAGGUCUCCAUUUGUUAUUUCUCACUUGCUUUUCGCGGAUGAUACCUUAUGCAUGAUUCAAGCUACCCGCCGAAACUUCAAACAUCUUCGCGACAUUCUCUGGUUGUUUGGAGCUUGUUCUGGAUUACGAGUUAACCUUAGUAAGUCUGAGAUUUUUUCUCAAACUCAGUCUCCAACCGUAGGAAAAUGGCUCUUGCGAGUGAUACUGGGAUUCGACAAUUGCGAAAAUGGAAAGAAAGUUACCAAUUUGGAAGAACAAGAUGAUUUCAAAAGGUGGGAUAAAGUGAAGAAGUUUAAAGAUCAAGGGGGUUUGGGUAUACGGAACUUGAUUUCGUUUAACAAAGCUCUUUUAUCAAAAUGGUGUAGUAGAUAUUCCUCAGAGCCUACCUCUUUGUGGGCUACUAUGAUCAAGUGCAAGUAUGGGAAUGAUUGGUAUGGUUGGUUCUCCAAACCUAUUAACCGUGUAGUGGGAUGCGAUAUUUGGAGUGGCAUCUCGGUAAUAUGGAAGACUUUUCGUGAACAAUGCAGAUUUUCAGUAGGCGAUGGCUCUUCGAUUAGUUUUUGGGAUGAUGUUUGGUGUAGUGUUAAAAGUCUCUACUCUUUAUUUCCAACUCUUGCCUCAAUCGCUAUUUGUAGAGAUGCUACAGUUAAUGACAUGUUUGAUAUGAGCUCUAAUGGUUUUUCUAUGAGAAUCAAGUAUAAGAGAAGACUUAAUGCUGUUGAGUUAGCUUUGCAUGAUAAAGUGUUGAACUUGGUGGGGCGCAAAGAGGUGAAUCCGUCUUCGCAUGAUAUUAUGCGUUGGCAAGAUAUUGAUACCUUUAAGGUUAGCUAUUGCUACUCCUUAAUUGCUGAGAAUGCACCUUACAAUUUUAUUUGGAAGAAGUUAUGGGAGUCUAAACUCCCAUUGAAGAUCUCUUUCCUUGAAUAG
Molecule: messenger RNA, 1167 nt
Organism: Impatiens glandulifera
Lineage: Eukaryota; Viridiplantae; Streptophyta; Magnoliopsida; Ericales; Balsaminaceae
Exons: 3
Coding region: 1-1167 (388 amino acids)
Source: RefSeq, a predicted model, not a curated record